Messenger RNA from Pseudocercospora fijiensis CIRAD86, 786 nucleotides. RefSeq lists its product as uncharacterized. The record is from RefSeq and is a predicted model, not a curated record. Lineage: Eukaryota; Fungi; Ascomycota; Dothideomycetes; Mycosphaerellales; Mycosphaerellaceae. The coding region runs from base 1 to 786 and encodes 261 amino acids. Gene Ontology annotation, molecular function: oxidoreductase activity, acting on the CH-OH group of donors, NAD or NADP as acceptor. The transcript has 2 exons.
AUGAGCUCCGUGCAAUCGCUAUUCAGCCUUGAGGGCAAGACUGCUCUUGUUACUGGCGGAACGCGAGGCAUUGGCCAGGCCAUGGCCAUUGCUUUAGCAGAAGCAGGAGCAGAUAUUCUGCUUGUCCAGAGGGAUGAAUCAAACCAAGCCACCAAAGAAGCGAUUGAGAAACUCGGGCGGAAAUCGCAAAUCUACACAGCUGACCUCGCGAGUCACGAAUCAGUGUCAGCUCUUGUACCAGAAGUGCUCAGUGAUGGCCACCACAUAGACAUUCUCCUCAACUGCGGCGGCAUUCAGAGGCGGCAUCCUGCGCACCAGUUUCCAGACAACGAGUGGAACGAGGUCCUGCAGGUCAAUUUGAAUGCUGUGUUCACCCUAUGCAGAGACGUCGGUGCUCACAUGCUCGCAAGAGAUGCGGAUCAGUAUGGCAGAAGAGGCAGCAUCAUAAAUAUUGGCAGUCUGCUGUCAUUCCAAGGAGGCAUAAAUGUGCCUGCUUACGCGGCGUCCAAGGGAGGAGUUGCACAAUUGACGAAGGCGUUGUCAAACCAAUGGGCAGACAAGGGCAUCACGGUCAAUGGAAUCGCUCCUGGAUACAUUGCGACAGAAAUGAAUACCGCGUUGAUUAAUGAUGCGAAGAGGGCAGCAUCGAUCUUGGAACGGAUCCCAGCAGGUCGAUGGGGCAGCCCGGAGGACUUCAAGGGCAGUGUUGUCUAUCUUGCGAGUCGAGCAAGCGCCUAUGUGAGCGGCGAGAUCCUGACUGUAGAUGGAGGCUGGAUGGGUCGAUAG